CGGUGUGGUAAACUAGUGGAUUGUGGUGAUUUUAUGGCCUAGGGAAUUUAAGCGGAUGAGAAUUCAUCAUCAACAAACUUGUCGAAUGAAUUUUUAACGAGUGUUUCUUUCGCUAGGACCUUCUUUUCCGGUUGUACUGUAGCGUGCGUAAGCUACAGGAUGAAGCAGAUCGUUACGAACCAAACGGUCAAGAUCCCGGAGGGACUUACCGUAUCGGUAAAGUCCCGAACGAUCACGGUCAAAGGACCCCGAGGAGUUUUGAAACGAUCCUUCAAGCAUCUCGCCCUUGACAUUCGUAUGGUCAAUUCGAGGACGCUCAAAGUUGAGAAAUGGUUCGGGACAAAGAAGGAACUGGCAGCGGUGCGUACCGUCUGCUCCCACAUUGAGAAUAUGCUCAAGGGAGUGACAAAAGGUUACUUGUACAAAAUGCGAGCGGUGUAUGCCCAUUUUCCCAUCAACUGUGUCACAACGGAGAACAACAGCGUCAUUGAAAUUCGUAAUUUCUUGGGAGAAAAGUUUAUUCGUCGUGUUAAAAUGGCACCGGGUGUAACCGUUACAAACUCGACUAAACAAAAGGACGAACUCAUUUUGGAGGGUAACUCCCUAGAAGAUGUGUCUAGAUCAGCUGCCCUCAUCCAACAAUCUACCACAGUCAAGAACAAGGACAUAAGAAAGUUCUUGGACGGCCUGUACGUAUCUGAGAAAACUACUGUUGUACAAGACGACGAAUAAAUAUCUCUGAAUCCGUUCUA
Molecule: messenger RNA, 752 nt
Organism: Venturia canescens
Lineage: Eukaryota; Metazoa; Arthropoda; Insecta; Hymenoptera; Ichneumonidae
Gene: RpL9
Product: ribosomal protein L9
Exons: 4
Coding region: 160-732 (190 amino acids)
Biological process (GO): cytoplasmic translation
Cellular component (GO): ribosome; cytosolic large ribosomal subunit
Molecular function (GO): structural constituent of ribosome; rRNA binding
Source: RefSeq, a predicted model, not a curated record